GAAGGCGGCGAGGCGGAUCUGCCAGUCUUUCCGCCGUCGCAGCUAAACUGACGCUCCACCAGCUUGCUUCAAAUUAUUAUUCCAUUCUCCUAGACCUUCUGUUUUAUCAGACAUCGUCAAUAUCAUCAUAUGGAUAAUACAUACCCCCCAGGCCCUGAUCAGCGGCCCUACCCGCGUCGUGACGAUAGAGACGGUCGCAUGUAUGAUGACCGUUCUCGCUCGCGAUCUUACUCUCCUCCCACCGGCCGUCCUCGAGCUGCGGAUCGUGGAUAUGGCUCGCCAGGCGGUAUACCCUCCUCCCCGCAUGGUAACAACAACUCCCGGGCUCUGCCCCGUGGACCUGCCGCAGAUAGGCGGCGUGAUUAUCCCAGAGAGAGGGAACCCAGGUCGGACUACUACAGAGGCAGAGAUCGAGAUCGCGAUGACUACCGUCGUCGACCGUCACGCUCCCCACCUCGCCGUGGGAGGGCCGGAUACAGAGAUCGCGACCGCGAAGGCUAUCGCUCCCCAGACUAUGACAGCCGCAGCAGAAGCUACAGUCGGAGCCGCAGUCCACGACGAAGCCGUCCAUACUAUGGCCACGAAAGCAAGGAAGUAAUAAUGGAAGGAUUGCCGGUGGAUAUGGUGGAAGAAGACAUUUCGAAUGAACUCACAGAGCAAUAUCACAUUGAGGGACUUGAAGAAGUCAGAGUCAUCCGCGACAGGCAGACUAAAAUAUCACGACAGCUGGGUUUCCUCCGAUUCUAUAACGUGGAUGAUUCAAGAGCAUUUCUCGAGCGCAAUUUCCCUGCCAUCUAUCUAUACGGCCCGAACCCCGACGCUGAUGGUCGUGGCACUAGAGUCCGAAUAGCGUACAGCAGAGAAAGAGAAGAUCGCAACCGUGGCAGGGCAGAAGGCGACUGGCUAUGUAAUAUGUGUGCCAUUGUCAAUUAUGCAACCCGCCAGAGGUGCUUUCGCUGCCAAGCUCCGCGACCCGAAUUCCCUGCAGUAGCUGUCCCUGAUGCACCUCCUGAGCCCGUCCCCAACACCGGCGAUAAUGACACCGCGCCGGAGAACCAACCGUCGCAGUUUCUUUUGUUUAGGGGCCUGGAGACUUCUGUUACGGAAGAGCUGUUUGCGAAAGGUGUCGCGAAACUGUACAAGCCGCCAAGCACCACUUCCCAAGGAGCAUCUUCCAGCCAAAAGAAAGGAGCUAAAAUUGCCUCGACAACUGGCGACUCCAACCUAGGUGCCCGAGAAGGCUCUAUCCGCCGUGUUCUGCUGGUGAGAGACCGUAAAACCAACGAAAGUUGGCGAUAUGGCUUUGCGGAAUUUGCUACUGUCGAGGAUGCGCAAGCUGCCUUGACCAGAUACAAUUCUUUUGAGAAAUUUACCAUUGCCUCGAAACCGAUCCUCGUAAGCUAUAUUCACGCUGGAGUAUUCGUCCCGGUUCUCAAUCCUACGCCAAGCACGGACAGAUUUACGUUCAGUCCUCUGUCUAACCCUUCCAUGAAACUGGCUUACUGGGACGAGGAAGGAUACGUCACUGAGCUUACGGUAUCGACGGCGGAGUUAGAUACUGGUCGCGGAAAGUCCAAAAAUGACCGCUCAACUGAUGGUCACUCAAAGGCUACUAAAGAUGCGGAGAAAGCAAAGAAGAGGAAAGCCGAGACAGCCGCCAGCACAGGCGCUAAGAAACUCGCUGUCCCGUCACAUUUACAGUUUUGGAGCAACCGUCAUGCUGAACUCCAUGGGAUCCAGAAAAAGGAUGGAGAGGAGAAAGGCACUGGCGAGGCUUUGUCCAACCCUGCCUCAGAAGUCGGAUCACCUGGGGAGGCUUCAGCUCCCCCAGCUCAAUCCUACGCCGAUCUGAAUAGGAAUUGCUGCUAUCUUUGCAUGCGGCAGUUCAAGAAUUCUGCCGAAGUUAACAGACAUGAGCGUCUGAGUCAGCUGCAUCGAGACAAUCUCCAGGAUGAAGAGCUAAAGACGAAAGCGAUGGGCAAGCUUAUGAAGCAUGGGAUCCAGCAGCCUACGCCAGAAUACAGAGACCGCGCCAAGGAACGACGGCAAGCGUUUGGCCGCUCCAAGCAGCCCAGCAAAGCCAAAGCACCCCAGCCGAAGGAGGAAGAGGAAGCCCCCGCCCCAGCACCGUCGAAGGGCGCUGCUCUUCUUAGCAAGAUGGGUUGGUCUGCUGGUUCCGGACUCGGUGCUCAAGGAACUGGUGUCACUGCCCCUAUCGCGACAGAGGUUUAUGCGCAAGGCGUAGGACUGGGUGCACAAGGAAGCAAGCUUGGAGACGCUGCUGAGGAAGCUAACCGCAAAACGAGGAAUAAGUAUGAUGAGUUUUUGGAACGAACAAAGGAAACCGCCAGGGAGCGGUAUGAACGGCUGGGUUAGGUUUGCAAAGGACAGAUUUGUAUCCCUUGUGUUUGGGAGUUCUCCAUGUAUAAUAGUAACAGAUGCUCUUUGAUUCAAUGAUAUCAUGAGAGGAGUAUUUCCCGCUGUCCAUACCU
Molecule: messenger RNA, 2492 nt
Organism: Paecilomyces variotii
Lineage: Eukaryota; Fungi; Ascomycota; Eurotiomycetes; Eurotiales; Thermoascaceae
Product: putative G-patch domain protein
Exons: 7
Coding region: 130-2376 (748 amino acids)
Biological process (GO): mRNA splicing, via spliceosome
Cellular component (GO): nucleus
Molecular function (GO): RNA binding
Source: RefSeq, a predicted model, not a curated record